Messenger RNA from Panicum hallii, 2910 nucleotides. RefSeq lists its product as uncharacterized. NCBI's taxonomy places the organism in Eukaryota, Viridiplantae, Streptophyta, Magnoliopsida, Poales, Poaceae. The record is from RefSeq and is a predicted model, not a curated record. Bases 2151 to 2735 code for a protein of 194 amino acids. The transcript has 4 exons.
GUCAAUGAUUUAUGUGGUGGCAAAAUCAAACAAAACUGUCUUAUUUAUGAAAUUGCUUGAUGAUUUUCUCAUUUAUGAAAUUGCUUGGUGGCAGCACUAGUUGAUUCAGAUUAUGGGUAUGGUAUCUGUUAGUUUAGGUCAAGUGUCAUGCUGUGUAUAAUAAUUUUUGAAUAUGUUAGUUUAUCCUAUUAAAAAACCUGGGACUAUUAGAGAAUUCAAUGCUUUGAAGGGUUUGAAGCUGUAGGGCAUUUCAUUCUCGGUCCAAUUUCUGACUGGACUAAUUUUUUGUGUUGUGAGAAUAUGGCUAAGGCAAACCUUAUAGGCUGAUCAGUGAUCAGUUUGGAUGUUUUUUUAUAUAUCUAUCUGAUUAUAAAUUUAUAUGCUAUAUGCUUUAGUUCUACAAUGAGUAUGUCAUUGCGAGAUCAUAUUAGAAAGAGGGAUGAAGAAGAUGAUGACAUGAUGUUGUUCUUUCCCUACCUUAUAUAUUAUUGGUUCUACUGGAGGGGUGGGGGGACGUCAUACAUCAGAAGAAACAGGCGAUGUUAAGGUUCGUCAACUCCUUGAGGGACAUGUUAAGAACUGUCAAGUUAAUUUACAUUUAGGAUGGAACCACACAUCUUAAAAGAUGUGGCAACUUAUCUUAGAAGGAAAAGGAUUGUUGUUGAUACGAGGAUUAAGGUGGAGGAGAAGUUAGGUUUCUUCCUAUACAUGUUAAGUCACAACGCCUCGUAUGAGGAUCUUCAAGUGGCCUUUGGGCACAGCAACGACACCUUCCAUUAUCAUAUCAACCACUUCUUCAAGGUGGUCAUUCCUAAACUCUCUCGCUGUUUCCUUCAGCCUCCCGAUCCUAAUCAAGCGCAUCAAAAAUCCAAGAUAAUUUUAGAUUCUAUCCAUUCUUCUAGAAAUGUCUAGGUGCCAUUGAUGGAACUCAUAUUCCUAUUUCCAUAGCCCUUGAGAAAGCUUCUUCUUUUAGAAAUAGGAAGGGCACACUAAGCAUUAACGUGAUGGUGGCAUGCGUUUUCAAUCUCAACAUCAUUUUCAUUUCUAUUGGCUGGGAGGGAUUGGCUACAGAUUCCAGAGUUCUAAGAUCAGCUAUGAGCAAGGGCUUCCAAGUACCUACAGGAAAAUUCUAUCUGGUUGAUGGAGAGUAUGCAAAUACUCCAUUUUUCCUUGUUCCAUAUCGAGGUGUUCGAUACCAUUUGAAAGAAUUUGGGUUGGAUAUCAAAGACCACAGAACCCAAAGGAUGUCUUCAACCACCACCAUGCACUACUCAGGAAUCAUGUGGAAAGGGCUUUGGGGGUGCUUAAGAAGCGAUUCCUCAUUCUCAAAGUUGCCAUAUUCCACAUGUUGGAAAAUCAAGAUUCCUGUCUCUGCUCCCAUCUUCCAUAAUCUAAUCCGAUUACUUCAUGGAGAUGAGGAAUGGUUAGGACAUCAUCCGGAUAUCUCUCCAACAAACUUUGUUGCUCUACCAAAUGGUAAUCAAAUCAAUGACUUAGGAACUGUACAAGGCAACGCUUUAAGAGACACCAUCACCCAAUAAAUGUGGGUUCAGUACCAGCAGCAUUUAAAUUAGUCUUCGAAUAGGUUAUAAUGAGUUUGUGUCAUGAAUAAGCUUUAAGAAAAGUUUUUUCAUGGAUUAUAAUUAGUGAUUUAGCUUGUAUCAUGAAUAUGCUUGUAAUAAGUGAAUGAUUUUUGUCAUAUUUGACAUCAAUGGUUGGAAAAGGGUCGAUCCCCAAAGUUUAAUAUGAUUGCAAGUGGGUCGCCAAAGUUGCGUAGGUUCCUAGAUACAACGAGUGCUACCAAAAAGAAGUCUUCUCCUAAAUGUAGUGGGGUUAAGAAGAUUGGAGGUUCUCCGAGAGGUAUGGUGUUCAAUGUUUCUUCAUGUUUUCUUGUAAAUUUUCUAUUAUUGAUGCUCUAAAAUUUCCAUUGUUUAUGUAGUAAAACAAUGGGCAAAUUGGAAUCCAAGACUUGAGAAGUCCCUUGUAGAUAUUCUCCAUGAAUAUACAGAUAAUGGCUAUAGAGGUGACAACGGUUGGAACUCUGAAGGGUGGAAUAAGAAGUUGAAGGAAUUCCAUCUGAGGAACAAGCAUGUGUCCUACACUAAGGCCCAAAUUCUAGGAAAGAAGGGCAGCUGAAGAGAGACUAAAAGAUGCUCCAAGUGGCAAGGAAGCAUAGUGGGUCCAACUGGAAUGAUGAAAGGAAUAUGGUUGAAGGACCACCAACUAUGUGGGAUAACCUCGUAGUGACAUUUCCUAAAAUAAAGAAGUUCCGCAACAACAAGGCAAGAGUUUCACUCUAUGAUGCCUUGGGACAACUUUAUGAUGGUCAUUUGGCUGAAGGAACUUAUAAUUUCGCUUCUAUGGAGUCACCACAAGAGGAACAACCGCUUCAACAAAUUCAUGAGGUACCAGAAGAAGAUGAUGAUGAUGCAACCACUGAAAGGGAUGAAGAUGUGCUUCAAAGAAGCGGACUACGAAGAACUACUACUGCAUCAAGAAACACACAAGGAAAGGAAGAGAAGAGGCCUAAGAGGAGUGCAAUGAUAAAAGAAAUGAUGGAGAGAUUCCUGGAAAUGAGGGAAGAAGAAGCUGCACGUCUGGCAAAGCAAGUAGAAGAAGAAUCUGCACGUCUAGCCAAGCAAGCAGAAGAAGAAGCUGCACGUCUGGCCAGGGAAAAGGAGGCUGCUGAAAUCAGGGAGGGGGAGAGGCACGAACUGGGAGCUGCUCGGCACUAAGGAUGGGUUGCCUGUGGUGCUCGCCAUGUGGACCUCACCUUGAAACUCAAGGGAUGUUGACGAACUAGAGCUGGAAGAGAAGGUUGACAAGUUUGUGUCAUCGGUGUCCGUGGCGGCGGCACGGUGAAGGAGCGGUGGCGAGCGGCGGAGCAGUGGGGAAGGGGCCAAGCGUGGA